Molecule: messenger RNA, 4096 nt
Organism: Danio rerio (zebrafish)
Lineage: Eukaryota; Metazoa; Chordata; Actinopteri; Cypriniformes; Danionidae
Source: RefSeq, a predicted model, not a curated record
CGUGUCAUUUAAACAGGGAAGAAGGAAACUGUCUUAAAGAAAUACCUCUGUAGUCUUUAUUGUUACAUCUCAGUCUGUUACAUCCGUUUAGCCUUUAAAUCCCAGUGUUUUUGUUCCGUUUAGUAAAGAACACGAUAUCAGGCUGUUAUUGCAGUCGCCGAGGCUGAGCCCUGUUAAAUAAGGGAUUGUGCUAAUAACAUUAUGAGAGAGCACAUACUACAGUCCCUGCACACAGUGACAAGAUGAGCCUUCCGCUCUCACGUUCAGAAGUGUUUGGGCAGUUGAGGAAAGAACUGCAUGAUGAUACCGCAUUUCACCAGUCAGAUGUGCAUAUCUUCAUCAUCAUGGGCGCUUCGGGAGAUCUGGCCAAAAAGAAAAUCUAUCCAACUUUGUGGUGGUUAUUCAGAGAUGGUCUUCUCCCUGAACAGACAUAUUUUGUGGGUUUUGCUCGCUCAGAUCUGACUGUGGAUGCCAUACGCAUAGCCUGCAUGCCCUACAUGAAGGUAGUAGACAAUGAGGCAGAGCGUCUUGCUGCUUUCUUCAGCCGAAACUCUUACAUCAGUGGGAAGUAUGUGGAAGAAUCCUCUUUCUCUGACCUGAACACACACCUACUGUCUCUGCCUGGAGGUGCUGAGGCCAACCGGCUCUUCUACCUGGCCCUGCCACCCAGCGUCUACCAUGAUGUCACCAAAAAUAUCAAACAUCAGUGCAUGAGCACCAAAGGCUGGAACAGGGUGAUUGUGGAGAAGCCGUUUGGCCGUGAUCUGCAGAGCUCAGAGGAGUUAUCCAGUCAUCUAUCCUCUCUCUUCACUGAGGAGCAAAUCUACCGUAUAGACCAUUACCUGGGCAAAGAGAUGGUGCAGAACCUGAUGGUCCUCAGGUUUGGAAAUAGGAUUUUUGGUCCCAUAUGGAACCGAGACAGCGUGGCGUGUGUGGUUCUGACCUUUAAAGAGCCGUUUGGUACCCAGGGCCGCGGAGGAUAUUUUGACGAUUUUGGUAUCAUUCGUGAUGUGAUGCAGAACCACCUGCUUCAGAUGCUGAGUCUGGUGGCGAUGGAGAAGCCUGCUUCCACCAGCUCUGAUGAUGUGCGGGAUGAGAAGGUGAAAGUGCUGAAGUGCAUUGAGCCGGUCACUCUCUCAGAUGUGGUUCUGGGUCAGUAUGUUGGAGACCCAGAGGGAGAAGGGGAGGCAAAACUGGGGUAUCUAGAUGACAAAACGGUCCCGAAAGGCUCCACUCAGGCUACAUUUGCCACAGCAGUGCUUUAUGUAAAGAACGAACGCUGGGAUGGCGUCCCGUUUAUUCUCCGGUGUGGAAAGGCUCUGAAUGAGAGGAAAGCGGAGGUGCGUCUGCAGUUCACUGAUGUUCCUGGAGACAUCUUUAGCUCUCAGUGCCGGAGAAAUGAGCUGGUGGUCCGUGUGCAGCCCAAUGAGGCCAUCUACGCCAAGAUGAUGAGCAAGAAACCUGGAGUCUAUUUUAGCCCUGAGGAGACCGAGCUGGACCUGACCUACCAUAGCAGAUACAGGGAUGUAAAGCUGCCUGAUGCUUAUGAACGUCUGAUUUUGGACGUCUUUUGUGGCAGUCAGAUGCAUUUUGUACGCAGUGAUGAGUUGAGGGAAGCCUGGAGGAUCUUCACUCCUCUCCUUCAUCAGAUAGAGUCUGAGAAAACACCACCCAUCAAAUACAAAUACGGGAGUCGUGGUCCCGCUGAGGCUGAUGAGCUGGUGCAGAAAGUGGGCUUCCGCUACGAGGGAACAUACAAAUGGGUGAAUCCACACAAACUGUGAAAGCAGCAGAUGCGGAAGCUGAAGCCUGUUUAAAAACAAAAAAUCAGCAGUCGAGUGCCUGAAACGAGCACUUUAAACAAACUAAAUAUUGAAAAUUCGUUCUGUUUAAGCACUGCAUUUACAGAAAGACCAACGUGAUUGGAAAACCUUUUUUUUUUUAGCAUGUUAUGAAUCAUACCAGCUCCUUGUGGUAUAUGAUUUAGAACAGUGUUUGUUAACCAAGUUCCUAGAGGACCACCAGCUCUGCACAUUUUCCAUGUCGUUUUAACUAAACACACCUGAUUAAGAUGAUCAGCUCAUUAGCAGAGACUGAAAGACCUGUAACGGUUGUGACAGACAAAGGAGACAUCCAAAACAUGCAUUGUUGGUGGUCCUCAGGCAACGUGGUUGAGAAACACUGCUUUAAAAUAUCUUAUUAUUAUUUCAUUUUAUAUUUUAUUGUACAUUAUUAUUUUUGCUGGUGCAGUUAAAGAGGCUGUUCACCCAAAAGUGAAAACUCUGUCAUCUUUUACGUGUUUCAAUCCUGCGAGUAUCUUUCUUCUGUUGAACACUAAAGAAGAUAUUUUGAAGAAUGUUGGAAAGCUGUAACCAUUAAACUUCUAUUGAUUUGUAUGGAAGACUACAACUUUCUUCAAAACAUCUUCUUUUGUAUUUAACAGCAGAAAGAAUCUCCUAACAGUUUGGAAGAACCUGCGGGUGUGUAAAUUGUAAGUAUAUUUUUGGGUGAACCUUCUCUUUAAGAACUAUUCAGAUGUUAAUGCACUGUCAUUCCCUGUGUUUACAUUCUACUGUCUUUAAGAAACACAAAUCUGUUUCAUUCCUUUUUUUCUCACGCUAAAGUCUUAACAUUAAAUGCUGCUUAUGUUUCAGAAGUGUUUUAUGGGCAGGUGGUGGUUUAAAGUACAGUCUAGUACUGUAGUGAUCCUUGCGUUCAUGUAUUGUUGAAAUGUAUAGAUAAGCUGUACAAAACUACACACAAAAUAAGAAAUUCCAGAAACAAUGGGAUCAAUAGUUGUCCAAGUGAGUCACAAUGAUGUUUAGUCUUACAAAGCAGAUGCAUUACGUGCCACAGCCUCCUGUAAAAAUAGUCCAGCUGAGCUCUGAUGUACAUUGUUACACCAUUAUCAAAAUAUGAGCCAACUUGAGGAUGAUGUAUUUCUGCUUGCUAUCACUUUUGACAUUGGAUAAAGUUUCAUAAAUGAGCUUAAAGUGAUAGUUCGCCUAAAAAUUUUACUUUUCACAAUAUAUUCUAAAAAAUGUUGGAAAAAUUAAAAUUUUGUUUUAUUUUACUUGUUACAAACCUUUAUGAGGUUUUAAACACAAAAUAAGAAAUCUUAAGAAAUGUUGGAAAGCUGUAACCAUUAACUUCCAUUCACUUGUAUGAAAGACUACAGCUUUCUACAAAAUACCAUAUUUUGUGUUUAACAGAAGAAAGAAUCUUCUUAAGGUUUGGAAGCACUUGAGAGUAAGUAAAUAACUAGUAUAUUUUCAUUUUUGGGUGAACUAUCCCUUUAAAUAGUAUUCUGAUAUUAAUGCACAGUCAUUCCCUCUGUCCACAUUCUACUGUCUUUAAGAAACACAAAUCUGUUUCAUUCCUUUUUCUCAAGCAAAAGUCUUAAUCUUAAAUGCUGCUUAUGUUUCAGAAAUGUUUUAUGGGCAGGUGGUGGUUUAAAGUACAGUCUGCUACUGCAGUGACUUUUGCGUUCAUGUAUUUUGUCACAAUUAUGUUUAGUCUUACAAAGCAUAUGCAUUACAUGACGCAUCCUUCUGUAAAAAUAGUCCUGAUGAGCUCUGAUGUACAUUGUUACAUCACUAUCAAACUGUGAGCUAAACUCGGGGAUGUUGUAUUUCUGCUUGCUAUCAUUUUUGACAUUGGAUAAAGCGUCAUAAAAAAACAACUUAAAGGGAUAGUUUAGCUAAAAAUGACGAUUUUCUCACAGUAAAGUGGUUUUAAACUUAUGAAUGUCUUUCUACUGUUGAAUCCAAAACAAAUAAUAUUUUGAAGAAUGUUGGAAAAAACAGCCAUUAACAUCUCUAGAAAAAACAAUGGAAGUGAAUAGCUGUUUUCCUUUGUGUUCAGUUGAAAAAACUUAAGCAAAGGUUGAGUAAAUAAGUGAUUUUUGGGUGACCUAUCCCUUUAAUGUUAUAUGUAUUGAGUGACGGCGAUGUUGCUUUGACAGUCUUGACUGCUUUAUGUUCGUAUUUUUUUAUGCUUUAACAUAAUUUUGUGUAAAAGUUCUGCCUAGUGUAUACUAGUGUUUUCUAUUGUAUUAUAAUAGACACUUUUACAAUAAAGCAUAGUUAAGGUGCCA